AUGGAAUCCACGACAGCCCCUAACGCCUCCAAAACGCCUAACAGCGACCUCCCCACCAUGUUCCGACCCCCAGUGAACCGUGCAAUGCGGGUUCUGGAUCGCUCAUUCUUCAAGAAGACGGUGCCCCUAUCUGCCGCGACGGUUUUCAAGUCCUCCGAUAUCUCGAAGGUGCGCGGCCAGCUACAAAAGAGUCGGGAUUUGCUGGCCGUUCCGAGAAUUAGUUCGGUCCAGGACGUGAAGGUUAAGGAUGAAGUGAAGAAAUGCUUGUUGCUGAAGGAGGGUAUUAAAUAUGAUGAUGCUACAACAUGGUCGCCAACGAUCAAUGAGCUUGUAGAGAAUGGUGCUGUUGGAAUUGGACGGUAUGAUUUCGAAUUGGACUACGAUUACUGGCCUUAUGCCGAUAUCAUGAACGCAAUUCUGCCGGAAGACAUGCUUGAGGAGCUUCCUCAAGGGUUCACCCAGGUGGGCCAUGUCUCUCAUUUGAAUCUCCGCGAACAAUAUACCCCCUAUAAGUACCUUAUUGCCCAGGUGUUGAAAGACAAGAACCCCACAAUCCGGACAGUGAUUAGAAAGACCGAAGAUGUGGGCGCCCACAGCGAAUUCCGCACAUUUCCCUUCGAGUUCUUGGCCGGCGACGAGGAUAUGAACGUUAUCCAACAUGAGCAGGGCUGUGAAUUCCGAUUUGACUACUCUCGUGUGUACUGGAACAGCCGUUUGGAGACCGAGCACCGUCGACUCGUGAACAAAUUCCGCCCGGGCGAGAUGGUUUGCGAUGUGAUGGCCGGUGUUGGCCCGUUCGCUGUCCCAGCGGGCAAAAAGAAGAUUUUCGUUUGGGCCAAUGACCUUAACCCGCAUGGAUAUGAGGUCAUGCAGGAUGCUAUUCGCAGGAACAAGGUCAACCAAUUUGUGACACCGUUUAACAAGGACGGAAGAGCGUUUAUCCGCUGGUCUGCUAAUGAGCUCUUGCAAACGGAGCCAGUGACUGUCUAUCACCGACCCACUGUCUUUGGUCACUACGUGAUGAACCUUCCGGCGAAUGCUCUCGAGUUUCUUGAUGCAUUUCCUGGUGUCUAUGCUGGCAAGGAAUCCUUAUUUGUGCCGCAUACAUCUACACCUCUUCCAAUGGUACAUGUGUAUUGUUUCUCCGGUCAUUCGGAAGAUGAAGUGGACGACCACAAGGACAUUUGCCAGCGCAUCUCGGAACGAAUUGGCUACACCAUCACGCCGGAGGAUCGAGUCGGGGGAAGUGGAAACGCAGAGCUGGAGCUGGCCAUUCACAAUGUCAGGUUGGUUAGCCCCAACAAGCAAAUGUUCUGCGCUAGUUUCCGUCUACCUAAGGAGGUCGCUUUCCGACAAUCAUCGAAAAGGAAGGCCCAUUGUAUCAGUGCACCACGAGAUAUCACAUACGGUACCAAAAUGAGCGUCCAAUUGCCACCCCCAACACAUCGCAAGCGCGCCUUGCCCCAAGGCGAGCUCGAAGCCGCCUCGACUCUCAGACUAGGCGCGGACCAGAAUACCCAUACUUUGUCGCUUUCCGAAGCAAGACUCGUCAUCAACAAAGUGCUGGAGAACAAGCGCAGGGGUGGAAAGAAAUACGAGGAGCCGGAGAACCUUACCAAGACCCUGGACUAUCUGGAAGUAUUUGCUCGAUUCAAGGACGAGGAAAACAUCAAGGCCGUCGAGCGACUGCUCAAUUCGCAUACGGAGUUGGAGAUGUUCGAGCGGUCACAACUGGGGAGUUUGUGCUGCGAUAAUGCCGAGGAAGCCAAGUCCCUCAUCCCCAGUCUUCAACACAAAAUCUCCGAUGGCGAUCUGCAAGAGCUCUUGGACGAGCUGACCAAGCUGCGGAAUUUCACGGAGUAA
Messenger RNA from Aspergillus nomiae NRRL 13137, 1863 nucleotides. It is a transcript of the gene trm5, whose product is annotated as tRNA (guanine) methyltransferase. Gene Ontology annotation, biological process: mitochondrial tRNA methylation; tRNA N1-guanine methylation; DNA-templated transcription initiation. The coding region runs from base 1 to 1863 and encodes 620 amino acids. Lineage: Eukaryota; Fungi; Ascomycota; Eurotiomycetes; Eurotiales; Aspergillaceae. The transcript is spliced from 8 exons. Gene Ontology annotation, molecular function: nucleotide binding. The record is from RefSeq and is a predicted model, not a curated record. Gene Ontology annotation, cellular component: cytoplasm; RNA polymerase complex; mitochondrial matrix.